Messenger RNA from Alosa sapidissima (American shad), 1369 nucleotides. Its product is annotated as phospholipid scramblase family member 5. Gene Ontology annotation, biological process: plasma membrane phospholipid scrambling. NCBI's taxonomy places the organism in Eukaryota, Metazoa, Chordata, Actinopteri, Clupeiformes, Clupeidae. Gene Ontology annotation, cellular component: plasma membrane. Bases 126 to 1058 code for a protein of 310 amino acids. The transcript has 8 exons. The record is from RefSeq and is a predicted model, not a curated record. Gene Ontology annotation, molecular function: phospholipid scramblase activity.
CACAGAGCCUCCGAGUUUGCCCGCUUCCUGGACAUAUCUUCUAAUGUUUGGAACAACAAUCCUGCAUUCCAACUAAAAAUGUAAUGAUGCUACGGCCUCCUCCUGCUCUGAAGCUGUAGUAGACAAUGUCAGCCGUCACUGACCAACCACACCCGUUCGGAGGGCUGGAGAGAGAGAAGCACAUCCGCAUGGUGUACCAUGCCUUCCACAGAUGCUGGGGAGGCCGCGCUGAUGUGCAGGGCUCGACCACCUCUCUCUGCCCAGAGAUGGGAGCCCUCCCUGGGCCCGCGGAGCCUGAGAGCCAGGCGAUAGUGCUCCACCAGGGAGAGCAGGGUCCGAGCGGGGUGGCCGGGCCCAGAGCGGGAGCGUCGGGUUUGGAGAUGGACAUCCUGGAGAGGAGGGACUGCUGGCAGGAGCCAGGCACAGCCAGGGGUCUCACUGCUCUCAGAGCGGUCAGUCAACUGCACAUCACAACCAAACCAGAAGCAAGAGGUCCACAGUGUGUCCCGCGAAGAAUCUACAAUAUUGCCAAUGACAACAAAGAUCAAGUCUUUGUGGUGGUUGAAGAGAGCUCCUGUGUGUGUCUGCAGUGCUGUGGUCCAGCGCGCUCCUGUUCCCUGCAGGGCUUUGACCGGCUGGCCCAGCAGGCCUUCCACUUUGAGCGGCCGCUGCGGGCCGACACGUGCUGCCUCGGCUGCUGCCUAAUGGAAAUGAGGGCCUACUCGGCAGAGAGGCAGCUCAUCGGUACCGUGCACCAGAGAUGGAGCAUGUUCACACCCUAUUUUGAGGUGUGUGAUUCGGACGGAAGUCUGGCCGUGAGGAUCCAGGGCCCCUGCUGUCCCCUGCGCUGCCUCUCCAACCAAGAGUUUCAGGUGGUGUCCACGCUUGGCGAGACGAUCGGCAGCAUAUGGAAGAAAUGGCCUGGCUUUAAUGAAGAAUGUAACAUGGACCAUGAAUAUUUCGGACUGGUCGUCCCACAGGAGAUGGCUCUGAACACCAAAGUGCUCCUGCUAGCUGCCACCUUCCUGCUGAAUUACAUGUUCUUUGAGAUGAGCUGAAGGAACUGGAGCAAGUAUCUGUACGAGUUCUACAUCAGAUGUGGACUAUGAUGAUGCUAAUACAACACUAGCUCCAGGUUACAGUAUGUCUGAAGCAAUAUGCAAUGGAUCAGGGUUUAUAAUGGCAUUGUUUAACUGUGGAUAUUACUGUGAAUAGUCAUUUAUAAAGCUGUAUCUAUCUCAGUGUCCGUGUCUGGCUGUUCCUUCUAUAUUCGUUUCUUAUAAUGUAUGUUAAGAUGUUGAGCAAAAUACUGAUGUUACUUUAUUCACAAACCUUUAAUUGACACGUUCAUUAAAAAUGAGUGAGUAUG